UAUCGGCGAAGGUGGCGGUGACAAGAUGGAGGAGGCCACAUGGGUGGGACACUGGACAAGGCAAGAGCUCGGCACAGGGUUCACUGGGCACAUGCGGGAGAGGAACGCCUCUUCUUUCCACCGUCACUUGGGAGCCAUGCCGGCACGGGGCCAUCACGGCAAGGGGUGGUUUUUCCACUGCCGAGGCGAACCGAACCGAACAGGCCUUGCGACAAGUCCAAAUCAGACUCGGGGCUGGGCAAGGACAGCGUGUGCGCUGUCUGCGACGUUGGUGGCACGGUUCGGCUACGGCAGUGGAAAAACGUCGCCGGUACCGAACGAGCUACACCGGGGGCUGGCUCGGCAUGGCACCGGCGUGGUUCGGUUGUGCGGUGGAGAGAAAAAAAGAAAAGAGCUCGUGGAGGGCUCGACUGGGCGGUUGGAGGCGGUCGCUCUCUUGCCAACAACGCAGGAGCGACGCUCACAACAACGAGCGCCAGGCGGAUAAAACGCAGCGAGUUGGCACAGGGAUGCGAAGAUGGUGUGAGACACAAACUUCUGACCCGCCCAUGCUGGAUAUCUGUAACAAAGAGCUUCACAACUCAUCGGAUUCCUCUGGUCAGCAUAAAGAUUCUGAUUCCGAGGUCUGCACAUCCUGCCCCGUACGCCGACGACAUGGAGAUGUGCUGUCAUCGAGCGUUUGAGAGGGAGAGGACUAACAUGACAUGGAGCGCGCUUUCCCACUCGUCGGGUGGAAAAGCCAUCAAAAGCAAAUCUCCACGAGACAUCCUUGAGCUCCAUGGCAACCAGCUGACCCCCUGUGAGAAAAGAGAAAUCUCAGCAAUGAGGGACAUCUGGUAUUUCGGGGUUCACAAUCUCGCCAUUGGUCGCCAUAACCACGGUUAUGACGACUUCGAACGCCUUUACGUGUCGGUCACCCACGAGCACAUCAACUUCCGUUACGAGGUGCUCGCGAGGCUUGCGAGGAGCGAAGACGGCCGGGUGUUGUCUUGCCUUGACCACAGAACCAACGCUCUGGUGGCCAUCAAAAUGUGGAGGAAAGCAUCGAGCCCCAUGGAGGACACGAUCCAGAGGGUGGAACUGAACGCCAUGCUUCGUUACGCCAGCAAAGGCAACGCCAGUGGUGUCAGUGCCGUGGAUUGCUUCAAGUUCAGGGGUCACCACAGCAUCGUCCUGAAGAUGCCGAGAUGGGAAGCUGCACCUCCCUCCUCGCUCUCUCAAUAUUCUGCGGAUCUGGAGGAGACGGAGAAGGGGUCGCGGCUGUCUCGAGCAGGACGAGCGACCCGCUCGUUCCUCCGCUGCUCGCCGUGCUGUCGGGGAGCGACCGCCCCAGAGGAGCCGCACGACAUCGACGCAACAUUCGCGAUGGCCGCCAGAGGUCGCAACCGGGUACCCGAUACCCGUACCCUACCCGAUACCCGUACCCUACCCGAUACCCGGCUACCCGUACUCGGCCGGGUACGGGUAGCCGUUUGCGACCCUGGUGCGGCCGGGUACGGGUAGGCCGUGAGUCACUGGUGAGUCACCGUUUGUCACUCAUUUCGGGUAGGGUACGGGUAGGGAACGGGUACGGGUACCCAUUUGCGACCCUGGUGCGGCCGGGUACGGGUAAGGAAUCAAAACCCGUUUGCGACCUCUGAUGGCCGCGUCUUAAAAGCACCGCUUCUCCCCCCUUUGUGCUGAUGUUUACACAUCGGACCCGGGUACUCAUUUCGAGGCCGAGUCAAACCCUGGGGGAGGCCCGGGACCGGUUUAGAUUAUCGUCACCGGCGUUGGCCGUUUAGUGGGGAUCGAACUCGGCAGUCCGCCGGGUUCGUAGUUCAGCGCGCGAGCCGCUACACUACCACGCACGGGGGUGGCGCAGUCGUUGAGUAGAGCCGGCCCUACCCUGGGCCCUUCCCUGGUGGUUUUCUUCCAGGAAGUCCUCCAGAGGAUGACCUCUCCAAGAUUUCUAGAACACGCGAGGGUAGGAGCUGGCCCAGUGUGCGAGAGCCGAGGUGAGCUGGGCAAACGCAAGGCCACCUGUUAAAAGUUAGGGAUGUUACAGGGACUUAGACAUUAUCUGUUGUUGUUACGUACAAUAUGCU
This is a messenger RNA of Lethenteron reissneri (Far Eastern brook lamprey), 2087 nucleotides long. RefSeq lists its product as uncharacterized. NCBI's taxonomy places the organism in Eukaryota, Metazoa, Chordata, Hyperoartia, Petromyzontiformes, Petromyzontidae. The record is from RefSeq and is a predicted model, not a curated record. Gene Ontology annotation, biological process: peptidyl-serine phosphorylation; peptidyl-threonine phosphorylation. Gene Ontology annotation, molecular function: protein serine/threonine kinase activity. Gene Ontology annotation, cellular component: cytoplasm; cytoskeleton.